Triticum turgidum subsp. durum (durum wheat) is the source of this 1083-nucleotide messenger RNA. NCBI's taxonomy places the organism in Eukaryota, Viridiplantae, Streptophyta, Magnoliopsida, Poales, Poaceae. The record is from the annotation of a GenBank genome assembly.
AUGUGCUCCAACAACCGCACUGGGCGUCUCAGCGACUGGAUAACACAUGCUCCUCUGCGUGAUGCCGUCGCUGCACGUCACCUGCGAGGACCUGACCCGGCACUGGCCGACGAGAUUGCAUCCGAGUGUGCCAGGAAGCCCUGGGAUGGGAUAGUCAGGAGGCUCUGGCCAGGAGUUCGGUACAUCCUAGCCAUUGUCACCGGCUCGAUGUCGCUGUACAUUCCGGUUCUUGAGAGUUAUGGUGCUGGGCUGCCAUUGGUGUCGCCUAUGUAUGUGUGCACAGAGUGCGCCGCGGGGAUCAAUCUGAACCCUCUUGAUAUACCUUCUGCUGUGUCGUACGCAUUGCUUCCAAACAUUGCCUACUUCGAGUUUGCAGAGGUUACGCAUGGUGACGAUGAAAAGGUGCAAGCGGGUACUGGUUUGUAUGACAAUUUGGGCGAGUUAAAGCUUGUGGAUCUUGUGGAUGUCAAAAUUGGUCGGCGCUACGAGCUGAUUGUCACCACCUUUGCAGGUCUUUACAGAUACCGAGUGGGUGACCUUCUUACUGUGAGCGGAUUCUACAACGCAACGCCACUGUUCCGCUUCACUGGAAGGUGUGGUGUCGUCUUAAAAAUAGACUUCGAGAGUAUAAGCGAGGAGGAUCUCCUGAAGGCCAUUUCACAAGCCUACGAGCUGCAUCUUAGGCCUCUUGGUUACAUGCUUGGUGGCAGCACUGCAUAUGCAGACAUAUCCACCUUGCCUGGCCACUACGUCCUGUUCUGGGAGCUAGCCACUGCAGAGGGUAACCAUGUCGCGACUGACAUCGAUCGAGCUGUCAUGGAGAAUUGCUGUUUGGCCGUGGAGAAUUGCUUUGAUCAGAUGUACCGCAAAAGCAGGCGCCGAGGGUCGAUCACAGCACUCGAGAUAAGGGUACUUGAGCGUGGCGCAUUUGAUGCUCUCAUGGACUUGUUUCUGUCCAGAGGCACAUCGGCCAGUCAGUACAAGACUCCAACGGCUAUUCGAUCAGAACAAGUGCUGCUGGUGUUGGAGGAGAGGGUGUCAGGAAGGUACUUUAGCCAAGAGACUCCCAACGGCCCUUUGUAG